CUCAUAAGGAUCAUAUGCAAAUCGUUCGUAAAUAAUGAUCAGGUAGUUUUGGAUGUCACGCGAAUCCUCUGAAAGCAAAUCUUCCAAAUAAUAUAGAGUUAUAGAGAUUGAAUUGCAUUUAAAUAGAUUACUUGGAUACCUAACUUUCAUAAACAUAUACUUCAUAAACUCCAUUGGAUUGAUAUAGGAAACUUCCUUUAACUUUUGCUGUUUUAGAUAAAUGAAUUUGUAACUAAUAGACUCAGUGUAGAUUGGCAUUUAUUUGCGGCGUAUUAUCUUGCAAGAAUACUUGAAUCAGGCAUGUGGAUUGAGACAAAAAUACAUUGUGUUGAAUUCUCUACCUGCACAAGUAACAAUAAAAUCAACAAUAAAAUUAUGUAUAAGAUGGUAAAAAAAGUGCAAUCAGUAUUUGGGCAAAUCGAAACUAUUUUUCAGUGUUGCUUAGGCAAUGUUUCGUUUCUAUUCAUAUCAAAAAGAUCAUUUCGAAACAAAAAAAAGAUUUUUGCACAUUAAUACAGUAAAAGAAAUUUGAAACUUGCAGAUAUUUUAACAGAGGAGCUUUCUGUAUUAUCUUGCUUAAGCAACCAGAAACUAUGGGAAGAAAGCUGCGACACCUGCUGAUGUUCCUUCUCAUCAUCCUGAAGGAGCCCAGCAUGCCAGAAGCCGGCUGCAAUGCACUGAACUGCGCACCGUCAUCACGAUGCUCAUGCUUUUCACUUGACCUCACCAGCAUCCCCCAGGACCUCCCAAGAUCCGUCCACCAUCUAUAUUUGCAAUUUAACCGUAUAUCAAUGAUUCGGUCUGGUGCAUUUGCAAAACUAAGCCAGUUAGAAUGGUUGGACCUGGCCAACAACCGUAUAUCAAUGAUUCAGCCUGGUGCGUUUGCAAAUCUAAGCCAGCUAGAAUGGUUGGACCUGAAAGAUAACUAUAUAUCAAUGAUUCAGCCCAGUACAUUUGAAAAUCUCAUCCAGCUAGAAGUGUUGAACCUGUCCACCAACCGUAUAAGAGAGAUUCCGUCUGGUGCAUUUGCAAAUCUACUCCACCUCAAAUGGCUGGAUCUGCACGUAAACCCGAUAAAAGAGAUUCGGGCUGGUGCUUUUGCAAACUAUCUCCAGCUAGAAUUUCUUCAAUUUGGGGCCAAUAAGAUGGAAAUUGUUCAUCCCGGCGCAUUUGCAAAUCUACCCCGGCUUCAAAAGUUGUACUUGAUCUUUAACUAUAUAAAAAUGAUUCAGCCUUGUACAUUUGCAAAUCUACCUCGGCUGCAAGAGCUGGCCCUUAACCUUAACCAGAUAACAAUGAUUCAACCUGGUGCAUUUACAAAUCUACCCCGACUACAAAAAUUGUACCUGUACGGCAAUCAGAUUACAACUAUUCUUCCUGGUACAUUUGCAAAUCUACCCGGGCUAGAAGAGUUGAACCUGGACAAAAACCAGAUAACAAUUCAUCCUGGUGCAUUUGCAAAUCUGCCCAGGCUACAAUUGUUGAAACUUUGGCACAAGAGAAUGCCUGUCAUUGACCUUUCAGAUUAUGGCCUGUUGCAAUAUAUUAAUGUCACAAACCUUAAGGAAAACCUCUGUCAGUGUGAUUGUAGGAUGGUUCCCUCCAGGCUAAAUGAUACUGGACGUCAUCCAUUAGAAGAACGGAUAAUCGGGGCCGGACCCCCCAAAUUCCGGGGACAGAAGAUUGCAGAAGUAAUUCCUGAAUUGGUCUGUGAAGAACCAACCAUAUCAAAACCGCCUCCUGACAUCCGAGUAACCAGUGAUACUUGUUACAAUGGCGCAACAGCUAGCUCAAUAGUGUAUAUAUUCACUUCAGAAAAGCUAAACAAAACCAGGAAAACGCUAACGUCAACCCUUGCAACCCCUCCAGAAAAAACAGAAAGCAAUAGUACCCACGAAUCUGCCUCUAGUUUCCACACAUCUGUUUUCACUGGCGGUACAAUAUCUGGUAUUGUCUUUAUUUGUACCAUGCUUUUCAUCAUCUGGUACAACAGGAAGACCAAGAACCCCCCUCCAGGCCCUGCGUCAGACCCAAAUUCCAACAUUGCUUUGAGAUCCACAAACACAACAGCUGUUGAAGCGACUGGUAGUCACCAGUAUGAAAAUGUUAACAACCAACAUGAUCAGACAGGGCAGGGCCAGUCUCUGAUUGUUGGAAAUCUAUCCCAUAACGCAGUGCUGGCUGCCUUAAAGCCAAAUACUAUGUACGCAGGUGUGGGCACCCCGUGUAAGGUCCAAACACCUACCAGUGGUCAUGAUCAGACAGGGCGCGGGCAAUCUCAGGCCAGCACUGAAUCCACUAUCAGCACAACAGCUGCUGUAGUUACCAGUGGCCAUGAUCAGACAGGGCAGGGGCAAUCUCAGGUCAGCACUGAAUCCACUACAAGCACUACAGCUGCUGCAGUUACCAGUGGCCAUGAUCAGACAGGGCAGGGGCAAUCUCAGGUCAGCACUGAAUCCACUACAAGCACUACAGCUGCUGUAGUUAUCAGUGGCCAUGAUCAGACAGGGCACGGGCAAUCUCAGGCCAUCACUGAAUCCACUACCAGCACCACAGCUGCUGUAGUUACCAGUGGCCAUGAUCAGACAGGGCACGGGCAAUCUCAGGCCAUCACUGAAUCCACUACAAGCACUACAGCUGCUGUAGUUACCAGUGGUCAUGAUCAGAUAGAGCAGGGCAAGUCUCAGGCUAGUACGGAAUCUCUGACCAGUGGUCAUGAUCACCAGUAUAAAGAUGAGGAUAAGACAGAGCAGGGCCAGUCUCAGGCCAUCGCUGAAACCUUAGAUGCUGGAAAUUAUUCGCAUGGCACUGGGAUGACUGGCUCACAGCCAAAUCCUCUGUACAAAUCUGUUGGCAAGUUUUAG
Messenger RNA from Branchiostoma floridae (Florida lancelet), 2864 nucleotides. RefSeq names its product leucine-rich repeats and immunoglobulin-like domains protein 1. NCBI's taxonomy places the organism in Eukaryota, Metazoa, Chordata, Leptocardii, Amphioxiformes, Branchiostomatidae. Bases 594 to 2864 code for a protein of 756 amino acids. Gene Ontology annotation, molecular function: protein binding. The record is from RefSeq and is a predicted model, not a curated record. The transcript has a single exon.